Sinocyclocheilus rhinocerous is the source of this 727-nucleotide messenger RNA. RefSeq names its product glutamate receptor ionotropic, kainate 4-like. The transcript has 5 exons. The record is from RefSeq and is a predicted model, not a curated record. The coding region runs from base 173 to 727 and encodes 184 amino acids. Lineage: Eukaryota; Metazoa; Chordata; Actinopteri; Cypriniformes; Cyprinidae.
GUGGUGAGUGGACGGGACUCUGAUGUGGAGUGCUGCUCCGGAGCUGAGUGCCCACUACUAGACCAGCAACUUCCUGUGCCUCAGGAUGGAUUAGAGCUUCACGCCUCCGGAGAUCAAAGGUGGCUGUGUGAAGGGGGACCCCCAGGGCUGGACCCAUGAGGAGUCAAAGAAGAUGCUCGCAGCCUGGGCGCUUCUGCUCUUCUUAGCCAUGUGGGUGAGAAACGCCACCAGUGGCCCGCUCUCAUUCAGAAUAGCUGCCAUUCUUGAUGACCCGAUGGAGUGUAGCCGCGGGGAGCGACUGGCCAUCACUCUGGCGAAAGACAGCAUCAACCGUUCCAGCAACCGCUCCACCACAGGGAAGCUGGAGGUGGACAUCUUUGAGCUGCUCCGAGACAGUGAAUACGAGACAGGGGAAACUAUGUGCCAGAUCAUGUCCAAGGGGGUUGUGGCGGUCCUGGGCCCCUCUGCCAGCCCGGCAUCCAACUCCAUCAUCAGUAAUAUCUGCGGUGAGAAAGAGUACAGAGCGUGGCAGAUGAGAGAGGCAGGAGCCUUUGAGAUCUUCAGGAGCCACUACAGUAGAGCGGCACGGCUGCGCUUAAGGCUGAGGCCUUUGAACCUGAAUGACACACAGGUUCAGGAGAGGGAAAAGAUAUGGGAACUAGGUGAGGGAGAAAGGCCAGACCUGAAACCCAAGAGGACAACAGACAGAACCUCCUGUGGAGCCUGA